This is a messenger RNA of Brugia malayi, 459 nucleotides long. It is a transcript of the gene Bma-sdhd-1, whose product is annotated as Succinate dehydrogenase, putative. Gene Ontology annotation, biological process: tricarboxylic acid cycle; mitochondrial electron transport, succinate to ubiquinone. The record is from RefSeq and is a predicted model, not a curated record. Gene Ontology annotation, cellular component: membrane; mitochondrial envelope. The transcript has 3 exons. The coding region runs from base 1 to 459 and encodes 152 amino acids. Gene Ontology annotation, molecular function: heme binding; ubiquinone binding. Lineage: Eukaryota; Metazoa; Nematoda; Chromadorea; Rhabditida; Onchocercidae.
AUGUUGUCAGCCACUGGUCGUAUUGUACCGGUAAGCACGAGAUUUGUUUAUCCUCGCUUACUACAGCGAUCCCUGGCAGAAGUAGUCUCGGAUCGUCCACAAUUUGAUCCCAUUGUCGCUCGAAAAAAAUUCAAAGAGACGCAUAAUCAUUCAACGAUGUUCAAGAUCGAGAAGUACUUUUCGGCUGCAAUGCUUCCACUUCUUCCAGCUGCUUACUUUAUCCAUGGACCAGUCAUGGAUACUGCUUUGGCAGUUGCAAUCACAUUGCAUGUCCACUGGGGUCUUCAUGGUGUACUGAGUGAUUAUGGUCGUGCAUUUGUGCUUGGGACAACAGCUGCAAAAAUUGUCCAGGGACCAGUUUCCUACAUACUUAGCAUUUGUCUUCUUGCUGGUUUGCUGCAUUUCAAUUCCUAUGAUGUUGGCAUAACGAAAGCAUUUGAAAUGGUCUGGUCUUUGUAA